Messenger RNA from Botrytis fragariae, 837 nucleotides. RefSeq lists its product as uncharacterized. Bases 1 to 837 code for a protein of 278 amino acids. Lineage: Eukaryota; Fungi; Ascomycota; Leotiomycetes; Helotiales; Sclerotiniaceae. The record is from RefSeq and is a predicted model, not a curated record. The transcript is spliced from 3 exons.
AUGGCAUCUAACAUACCUGGAAUCGACGCUGCGGACCUUCGCCGUUAUAUCAACCUCGAUCUGCCUAUCGGGAAUCCUGCCCCCGUCUUCCCCGCUGUCCCUCCCCUUCCCGCUGCCCCUGCCCAUUUACCCGCUCUCCCUGUUCGCAUUCUCCCAGCUGGUAGUAAUGCCCCAGCUGUAGUUGCUACCCCUGUUGAAGAGCAACCAGUCCCUUCGUGGCCAGGGAACCCUAAGGCCAUAACUGGUAGUCACCAACCUUUGACUAUCUGGCCGGGAACCAGCAACAAAGAUCCCUCCCUGAACUACGUGCAGGGCAAAUACGUUUUUGUUCCUGGAGAGGUCGAUGUUGUUGGUUCCCGCGCUUGGCUGCUCAGGGCCCACCCAGGAGCCCGUGAGGGGCUCAAUGCCUGGUUUUUGGCUGGUUUGUUAGGACGGAACGGUUGGACCAACAACAGGGUCAUUGUUGACGCAUACACAAGAAUGUAUGAACCGUGUGCCAAGAAGUUUGGCGUACUAGUGGUAGGAAGCGACGAGUAUGUCAAGCAGUGGGAGAGUACGGAGGCUCUUAUCCGCCAGACUAUGUCCAAGAUUCAAUACAAUGACUUGUUCAUCAAGAAGGGUGAUGCAAACAUUGUUGGGGAUGAGGCGAGGCAGGGUGAGUGUCUUUGGCGUCUUAGACAGCCUUGGGACCCCCCUAAGCCAGACUCAAAGAAGGGCAAGAGGGGCCCUAGAUCGCAUCGAGAUGGCGACGGGAAUGGUCCCGCUGGUGACCCAAAUUCCGCUCACGAAAAGCGCGAUGGUGGCCCAGAAGACCAACCCGCCGCCAAGAAGCGUUAG